Ceratotherium simum simum (southern white rhinoceros) is the source of this 508-nucleotide messenger RNA. It is a transcript of the gene TFF3, whose product is annotated as trefoil factor 3. Gene Ontology annotation, biological process: maintenance of gastrointestinal epithelium. The record is from RefSeq and is a predicted model, not a curated record. Lineage: Eukaryota; Metazoa; Chordata; Mammalia; Perissodactyla; Rhinocerotidae.
GUGCUUGUGCAAACACAGGGGUAUAAAUGAGUCUUCUUGGCUGACCUGGCAUGUCCUCUGAGCCCGCCCGUGACAUGGAGGCCAGAGUGCUGUGGCUGCUGGUGGCGGUCCUGGCCUGCGGGUUCUCCAGGUUGGCCGGGGAGUACGUGGGCCUGUCUGCAAACCAGUGUGCCGUCCCGGCCGAAGACAGGGUGGACUGCGGCUACCCCGAGAUCACCUCGGAGCAGUGCAACAACAGGGGCUGCUGCUUCGACUCGAGCAUCCCCCGGGUGCCCUGGUGCUUUACGCCGCUGCGGGAGACAGAAUGCAACUUUUGAAGCGAUGCCCACUGCCUGUGGGCACCCUGGGGUGCGACCUUCCACAUUCUGGGCACCCUCCCCACGAUUCUCUGCUCGUCUCUGCUUCCCUAGCAGCCUGCUCCUGGCAACCUGAAAGCUAAUGUCUGGGGCCUGAUGUCUUAAGGAAUAAAGAUCCCAUACUCAGCACGAAGACGAGUCUUCAUUCCUGA